Molecule: messenger RNA, 844 nt
Organism: Tarenaya hassleriana
Lineage: Eukaryota; Viridiplantae; Streptophyta; Magnoliopsida; Brassicales; Cleomaceae
Product: ubiquitin-conjugating enzyme E2 2
Exons: 6
Coding region: 152-610 (152 amino acids)
Biological process (GO): protein polyubiquitination; DNA repair; proteasome-mediated ubiquitin-dependent protein catabolic process
Molecular function (GO): ubiquitin conjugating enzyme activity
Source: RefSeq, a predicted model, not a curated record
GCGGAAACCGCGCUGACCGGCCGAACCGCACUCUUAUAAUUCUCCUUUCUGUUCAGACAAAUACUCUUCUGCCCUAAUUUCCGUCACAUUUAUCCUCGUCCCAUGUCCUGAUUUCUUCUUCCGCUGGUUUCCCCAAAGAAACUGAGUGAGGAUGUCGACUCCGGCGAGGAAGAGGCUGAUGAGGGACUUCAAGAGGUUGCAGCAGGACCCUCCUGCAGGGAUUAGUGGUGCUCCUCAGGACAACAACAUUAUGCUCUGGAAUGCCGUGAUUUUCGGCCCUGAUGACACGCCAUGGGAUGGAGGCACUUUUAAGCUGACCCUUCAAUUUUCUGAGGAUUAUCCAAAUAAGCCACCAACUGUCCGCUUCGUUUCUCGGAUGUUCCACCCUAAUAUCUAUGCAGAUGGAAGUAUAUGUCUCGACAUCCUUCAGAACCAGUGGAGUCCCAUAUACGACGUCGCAGCUAUUCUUACAUCUAUUCAGUCCCUGCUCUGUGAUCCGAACCCUAACUCGCCAGCAAACUCCGAGGCAGCACGCUUGUUCAGCGAGAACAAACGGGAAUACAACAGGCGUGUCCGGGAGGUCGUGGAGCAGAGCUGGACCGCCGAUUAGAAAUGAAACAGGGUUAUCCAGUGGCAAUAGUGUAAUAUAUAGUUUGAACAAGUGGAGCAAUAGCAGAAUAUGUUUUGCUCUAAUGGCUCCCAAACCCUAUCGGUGUACGGAAAGGACUGAAUCCCUUAACGCUUUGGAUGUUGUAUUGUUCUCAAUUUCUGUAAGUUCAAUCGUCUUGUUGCACAAAGACUCGUUUUUUUUCAAGGUUAUGCAUUAUGGUUAUCGAAAGCUAAA